CGACUGCAAGGCGGCGACCGUAGACGCUUUGCUCCCAUUUGAAAUCGACCGCCACCGCGCAGAAGAAAAGGAGAACCACAGUCCGGCAAGUUCUUUCAGUGCGAAUCGAUUCUCGGCGCCGUCAGCAUGGACGAAGAGGCAAUGUGGAAAGGUUUCUACGACAAGAUACAGGAGCAGAAGCAAAAACCACCGACCGAGCACCAGUCCAUCAUUCAGGAUCUGGAUGGUAGCUUCUUCGAGAAGUUUGGCUCGAUUCUGCGCCAAAAGUCGAUCCAGCACGAUGAAAGCAUACGGGCCGAGCUGGCGCCGCUGCCGGAUGAUGAUGCGGCGGACGACGAAGAACCGAUCGGCGAAGCGUCCGGUGGUUUGCCACCGGUAGCGGAAGCGGACGACAGUGGCAACGAGACACUGGCCGACAGUGAAUCCGAGGACCAGCACGACAAACAGGCCGAGUUCAUCGAGGAUGCGUUCGGUUGGAAUAUCGAGGAGCUGUACGAGGAGAUCCUGUUCGAGAGCAUCCACAACAUCGGAUGCGACGACGAGGAACUGAACGUGGACGUCCUGUUCCCGUACAUUCAGGAGGCGUUCAAGAUGGCGGACGAUAAGCACAACGAAAUCCUGGACAUUGCGCGCAACAAGGAAGCGCCCGAGAUACGGCUGAACGUGGAGAUCGUCGAGGCGAAGGACCUGGAACCGAAGGACUCGAACGGGCUGUCCGAUCCGUUCGUGACGAUGUACAUCGCGUCCAAUCCGAACCACCGCUACAACACCUCGGUCAAGUCGGGCACCCUCAAUCCGGUGUGGGAGGAACACUUUUCGCUACCGAUCGCGGAAGAUGCGAACGAUGCGAACCUCAUCGUGGAGGUGUGGGACUUUGAUCCGGCCGAAACGGUGAAGGAGAAGAUGAACAAGCUGUUCGAAGUGAAAGGCGUCCGGGGCCUGCGGAAGCUGAUGAAGGAAAUUGCCCAGACGGCAUCGACCGGAAAGCACGACAACGAACUGAUCGGUCGCACCAGCAUCCCGUUGAAGUCGAUUCCGGCGUCGGGCAUGCUGAUGUGGUACAACUUGGACAAGAAAAACAAACUCCGCCGCCAGGGGACGCUGCGAAUAAGACUGAACUUUAGCUCGGAGAAGAACAGCCAGGUAGCGGCCCAGGAGCACCGCCAUCUGUUGCGGGUGCUGCUGCUGCACGAGCUGGAAUCCUCGAAGGUGGCCCCGUACUGGUGGUCGGGCAAGUUCACCAUCCAGGGCGAAGCGAUCCUCACGCAGCACUCGGCCCAGAGCGGGCUCUCGUCGACGACCGAAGCGUUCAUCCAGUGGUCCGUGUUUGCGGCCAUCCACCAGGAUCACCCGCUGUCGUUCGUGCUGUUCGACACGCUGCUCGAGAAGCUGGUCCGCCCGAUCCAAACGCUGUCGGUGUCGGGCGAGGAGCAGAAAAGUUUCUGGGAGGGCACGAAGAAGCUGCUACCGUCGUGCUUCUCGAUCAUCCGCAAGCUGCGUAAGCGCAACACUGGCGAUAAGCUGGCCCUCAAAACGUUGACCGGAGUGCUGAACAUUAUUGCCAAGGUGGCGCUACUCGAGCCGCCCGAGGGCACGGAUCUGUUUCCGGUGCAGCUGUACGGGUGGGUGCGUCGACCGACGGGCGGCACCGAGCCGAACUGGGACAUCCGCGAGGCACUGGCCAGCGCGGUGGUGUCUGGUGCGGAAGAUUUCUUCGGCGGCAUCAAGGAGGGCCACUUCCUGCAGACGGGCACCGACGAGGAUCGGUUGCAGAACUUGAUCAAGAUCAUACAGCUGGUGCGAUCGGACAUCCAGAAGUCGAUCGAGUACUACGAUAAGACAUUUCAAGAAAUUAUGCAUUUUCCGUACACGAAGGAGCUGUACAUUACGUACGAGUUGAAGCUGGCGGAGCUGAUCAAGCCGACGGUGGAGGACAUUUGCCGGAAGCUGAAGCGUAUCGAGUUGCCGGAGGCGGGCCCUAGCCGGAUCGGGGGCGACAGUGGGUUCAUCGAGUUCGAGGACAUCAACAUGGGCACGACACUGUUCGAGCUGUACCUGGUGCUGAAGCGCUUCUGUACGCUCGGCACGGCGCUCAGUCCGGACGAGAGUAAUUUUGCGAUCGACGAGUACCACCGGUGGUUCAUGACGGGUGUAACGCACUGGCUGGACAUUGCCGUGUACAAGGCGCUGACGCGCAUCCACAAGGCGAUCGAGCUGGACAAGCUGCAACCGGUCGACGAGACGGUCAAGUACUCGUCGUCCGCCGUCGACACGCUGGCCAUCUUUUAUCAGAUCAAAAUCUUCUGGCAGCAGCUGGCGUGGCCCGACGUCGAGGGUGCCUACAUCUUUGUGGCCAAGAUCGUUGACGAUAUCUGCCGCUGUUGCGUGUUCUACGCCGACCGGAUGUCGACGCGCGUCGAAAAGCUGGGCGUGGUGGAGAAUGUGUACGAGAAAAAGUUUGAGGUCACCCCGGAGUGGUGCCUGGCGAUCAACAACAUCGACUACAUCCGCCAAAGCCUGAAACCGUUCACGACCGACCUCGGGGUGGACGAAAUUCUGGCCAAACUGGGCGACGUGCAAAGCAGCAUCGAGGCGGACCGAUGCAAGGAGACGCUGCGGGCCGUGCUGGACAACGCGAUCGACACGGAGCGGAACAAGAUUCUGGAUCUGGUCGAGAAGCUGGCCCGCAAGAUGGCGCCGGCCAUGCGGCGGUUCCUGGUUGAGGGGGCCGAGCUGCUGCAGCAGGACUCGAACUCGCUCGAUCGGUUGAUGAUGUACAUGGAAGAGUCGCUGUGCGUGCUGAACAGCGAGCUGAACGAGCUCAACUUUGAGCGAGUGCUCGACGCGAUCUGGGCCGAACUCACGACGAUCCUGUACGAUCUGAUCCAGAGCAACUUGGACAAACGCCGGCCUCCGUCGUUCUUCGCCAAUCUGCGCGACACGCUCCACCUGAUGGUGACCAACUUCAAAACGACGCAGAACCGAGAAUCGGAAACCGCGGCCGAUAAGGAGUCGCUGGCGCACAUUGAGCGGUUGCUGCAGCUGCACGGGUACGAAACGACCGAUCUCAUCCACCAGUAUUACGUAGAUAGGCUAGAGGAGCAGAACCGGGACGACGCGCCGGCCACCUACGGCAUGCUGACGGUGCAGUGCUUCUUCAAGGAGAACGUCCUCGAGCUGGAGAUAGUGAACGCGCGCAACCUCAAGCCGAUGGACGGCAACGGGUCGUGCGAUCCGUUCGUGCGCGUCCACUUCCUGCCGGAGGAGCGGUUCGUCGGGGUGGCGAAACCGAAGACACAGUGCCAGAGCAAAACGCUGUUCCCGCUGUACGAUGAGAAGUUUGUGAUAACCUUCAGCUCGGAACAGCGCGCCAUUCCGAACGCGCUGAUCAUGUUCAGCAUCAAGGAUAAGGACCUGUUCGGUAUGUCCAACCAAUACCUGGCCGAGUGCUAUCUUAGCUUCCAGGAGAUCGCCGACAUUGCGGGUGACACGGGCAAGAUUGAACAGAAGCACCUCAUCCUAACACGCCCCACUCGGAUGGAUAUCGACUGUCUCCGUGCGCUCGAGUACCGCCAGGGUGAUAAGCAGGCCAAAGAUUUUAUCAAAAAACUGAAGCAAAAGAUGAGCGGCCAGUAGCGAGCGGC
Anopheles cruzii is the source of this 3644-nucleotide messenger RNA. RefSeq names its product protein unc-13 homolog 4B (gene stac). Bases 127 to 3636 code for a protein of 1169 amino acids. The record is from RefSeq and is a predicted model, not a curated record. Lineage: Eukaryota; Metazoa; Arthropoda; Insecta; Diptera; Culicidae. The transcript is spliced from 10 exons.